Manihot esculenta (cassava) is the source of this 949-nucleotide messenger RNA. RefSeq lists its product as uncharacterized. The transcript has 3 exons. Lineage: Eukaryota; Viridiplantae; Streptophyta; Magnoliopsida; Malpighiales; Euphorbiaceae. Gene Ontology annotation, molecular function: proton transmembrane transporter activity. The record is from RefSeq and is a predicted model, not a curated record. The coding region runs from base 144 to 512 and encodes 122 amino acids. Gene Ontology annotation, biological process: proton motive force-driven ATP synthesis.
UUUAGUGGACGUAAAAAAACACAGGAUCAAGAGCACUGCAGAGUACUUCCAAGAGACCCCAAAGGAAACCCAAAAUAAAACCAGCGGCAGCGCAGUGAACCCUUCUCUAUCACUAGUCACCAACAGAGACAGUCUGGGAAACAAUGGCGUCGAAGCUAGCUCAGUUGCAAUCAAAGGUUUCUCAGGCCUCGCAAUUUGUGGCUAAGCAUGGUACUACCUACUAUAAGCAGCUAUUAGAGCAGAACAAGCAGUACAUCCAGGAACCACCCACUGUUGAGAAAUGCAAUCUUUUGUCUAAACAGUUGUUUUACACUCGCCUUGCAAGUAUUCCUGGCCGGCGUGAAGCAUUCUGGAAGGAGCUUGAUUAUGUCAAGCAUCUGUGGAAAAAUAGGCAGGAGCUAACUGUUGAGGAUGCUGGCAUUGCUGCUUUGUUUGGAUUGGAGUGCUUCGCGUGGUUUUGUGCUGGAGAAAUUGUAGGUCGAGGAUUCACAUUCACCGGCUACUAUGUUUGAGAGUGCUGCAUCAAGAUGAGCUUCCUUUAGAGUCGAAUUGAUAAAAGCUUCAAGUAUUUUUCCUUUCUUCCUUUUAUUGUUAAAUUGUCCAUCACAUACAUGACUACAUAAUAAAAUUGGAAACCAAGUUAGGAACAACUCAUUUUGAGAAUAAUCUUUAUUCUGUUACAAUAUGCACCUACCUCUCUGGCAAUUGGAGUUGAUAAAUUUUUCAUUGUCAAAUGGGUUGGAAACAUUCACUCUUGUGUAAUCAUUGUGAGGGAAGUGAUUGUGGUUGGCUUUGGAACUAGGAUUGUGUUCUAUCUAAGAUCUAUUUGAAAGCCCAACCGAGAUUUUUAAGUAGAGCAUGUGUACUUUAGUGUCCUUAACUAUAGCAUCUUUUUAGCAUUUACGCCAUGUACUUUGGUUUGUUACAAAUAAAGAUAUGUUCUUGUGCA